Molecule: messenger RNA, 744 nt
Organism: Sphaeroforma arctica JP610
Lineage: Eukaryota; Ichthyosporea; Ichthyophonida
Exons: 4
Coding region: 1-744 (247 amino acids)
Biological process (GO): proteolysis
Molecular function (GO): aspartic-type endopeptidase activity
Source: RefSeq, a predicted model, not a curated record
AUGAUGAAGAAGCACGAUAUUCUACACACCCUUCAUCCACACACUACCCUGACGAUUCCAAACUCACUAUUAGAUACUACGAUACUCUUCGAAUCCUUUGGCUCAGGCCUUCCCGAGCAAUACGACACCUACCUUGAUCAAACCCUCAGCCACUUCAUCGAUUCCGUCACCAUUGGUCGCAUUUCAACUGCACCGCCUGUUAAAUACCCGCUCACGGUGUAUACAAGUGCUCCAACACCAGCUGCAGUCGAUGCGGAAGUUCUAACCACAAAGGCUUUGAACGCACAAUGCCAGGCCCUCUCACCUGCAAAACUGCCACCUCGCCAACGAAUACACUACGGAGGCUUGGCAGCCCUAAAACAACCCUUGUUUGCCAACGCCCUUAUUGAUUCCGGUACAGACAUCUCUAUCGUCAACUAUGCUGACCAUUUCACGGAUAUACAAUCCGGCACAUACCUUUUCGAAUUUGCCGGUGGUACCAUGGGCAGCACCAUAUCCGGCCUCAGCCCUGAUCUGGUCUUCCCCAACGCCAAGUCAGAAUUUCUGAAACCGAAAGAUCUGUUGUCUGUUCUAUUGCGGUGCUCAGGCGCUCAGCCUUCAAGAGCAACCGUGGAGCCUCGGACGAUAGUGAGGGCGGAGGCUGGCGCGCCGGGACCUGGGGCCCUGGGGUCUGGGCCAGUCCCGCUUGGCCUUGGAGUCUUCGACCUAAUGGACGGUUGGGCGGCUGUGCGGCUGGGCGGCUAG